AGCUUGGGGUCAUUGGACAAAAUUCUACGUGCGCACGGACCAGGCUUUCCAUAUUCACAAAUAUUGUUUUGCCUAAAACUUCAACACAAAAAUAUCCGCCAGGUGUCGCGACGUACGCCGCAGCGGUCCUAUUCCGCCUGUCAGAGGACAAGCCUCACGACUACAAGAAGAGACUGUCGAUGGAGCUGACCAACUCUCUGUUCCGCGAGGACCCUCAGAUGUGGCCCAACGACCUGGCCAUGCAGCCUGACUUACAGGACAUGCUCGGGCCCGAGCAAGGUUACGAGGGUCUGUACGGCACGCGCCCUUCGUUUCAUCAACAAGGCUACGAUCAAAUACCGAUAGACUCGAUGCAGGGCCUGGAAAUCGGCAGCGGGUUCGGCAUGGAAAUGGACAUCGGCGAGGCGGACGCGGGCGGAGCCUCCGCGGAGCUCGCCUUCCCGGAGCCUCCGCACGACAACAACAACGUGGCGGCCUGGUACGAUACCGACCUGUGAGCGUGCGCGCCGAAAUUGUUGUGUUUGAGGUUGGGUGAUAGAUUUCUAAGGGGUACUACUAGAGUUGUUCAGAAUAGGAAAUUGUGAAUGAAAUACUUUUUGUGAGCUGACAAGAGGGAUUUAAAAGCGAUGUGGAGGGCCCGUGCGGAACUUCCGCACCGCCCUAAAAACGGCUACAGUUGAACAAAGAUAAGCUAUGAAUGAAUUUAUGUCAAAGCUACUAAAUAU
This is a messenger RNA of Ostrinia furnacalis (Asian corn borer), 725 nucleotides long. Its product is annotated as armadillo segment polarity protein-like. Lineage: Eukaryota; Metazoa; Arthropoda; Insecta; Lepidoptera; Crambidae. The transcript is spliced from 3 exons. The coding region runs from base 180 to 497 and encodes 105 amino acids. The record is from RefSeq and is a predicted model, not a curated record.